Molecule: messenger RNA, 772 nt
Organism: Colletotrichum destructivum
Lineage: Eukaryota; Fungi; Ascomycota; Sordariomycetes; Glomerellales; Glomerellaceae
Exons: 2
Coding region: 161-577 (138 amino acids)
Source: RefSeq, a predicted model, not a curated record
UCCGGAACUGUUCGUCCCAUUUCCUUCAUCUCUUCCGGCGCUGGUAGGGUCGGUCAGCGUGUUGCGCGGUCUAGCAUCUACAAAGAAUCAGACACCACCGCAGAAGUCCCAUCCUGAAGCCCCGUUCAGACUUCCUGUUGCAAGCAUUCAAUCUCUCAUCAUGCGAUCUACCUCUUUCAUUCAUCUACUCACCUCCUCGGCAUACAUCACCUACGCGGUAGCCGACAGCUGUUGCUGGAGUGACUACUGGGCCGAAAACAACUGGCUGUGGCUCAACUGGGACGAGCCCGCGGGGGCCGUGAAGUGCGGUCUCAGUGGCCCGUUAUAUCCCGGCACGAAGUGUAGCGUCGAGAACUCGAAGGACUCCAACGGCAACAUCCAAGCCCUUACGAACGUCACCUUUGGUAACGACACGCAGCCGUUCAAGUUCCGCAUCGGCAUCGACCCCAGCAGUUGCAAAACGUUACCCGACGACAAAGUCGUUACUGGAUGGGAGGGCUGGGGAGCGUACCUGUUCAAAAACCACGAUUUCAAUCAGGAGCCCCUAAACAUGUGUGUUCAAGACAACUCGGCCUGAGUGGAAUGUCCGGGAUGCUUUUGGUGUAUGAUUCGCAGUUUGCUGAGAUGGUAACCAUGGUCAACUAUCUGUGAAAAGGGGGUUCAAAUUACAAAGGGGUUAUCAUUUUCUGAGGGAUGGAUCAUCACUUCAUGUAAACUAAGGAGUCAACUUUUCCAUAAUCAGGUUGUCGUGGUAAUUCACAGCGGUUUUAUU